AUGCCACCGCCCUCCCCCGACGCUGCCGACGCCCUGGCUUCCGUCCUGCACAUCCUCGACCGCUUCCACCACCGUCACAGGAACCAGCACCGCGUCGCAAAGUGGUGGGUGCAUUUCACCCUGCUGCGCCGCGCCCUGCGCCGCCUCGACGCCGCCAUCCUCGCCCACCAACGCCGUCUCCGGACCUCCUCCUCCUCUACCUCCUUCCUCUCCUCCUCCUCCUCCGCGGCAGCCCGCGCCCGCCCGCCCAAGACCAAACCCACCGACAACGCGGGCCCCAGAUCCAGCCGCCGAGCGCCAACCGCCCUCGAAACCUCCGAGGCCGCCGUCACAGCCCACGCCCGCUGGCUCGUCCUCCACGUCCUCCCCGCCGCCUACGUAGCCUUCACCCAGCUCGCCGCCGACGGCCAGCACGCGCCCCUCGGCCUGCUCCUCAUCGCCCUGGCCGCCCGCCUCGACGCCCUUCUCGCGCCCCUGAACCCGACCCCGCGGUCCCCCGACGCUGCCGCUGCCGCUGCCGCUGCCGCCGUGCAGCAGCAUCUGCACCCCGCCGAGCCCAACGACGACCUCGACCUCGGUGUCGCCGUGGCGCGCCCGUCGCUUGCGCCCGACGUUGCCCGAGACGGCCGUCGCGACGCCAAUGGUGAAAGUGACCCUCUCGACAGCCGCACAUCGCCACCUCUCCUGUCGCCGACAUUGUCGCCAGAAACAACCGCAAAGCUCCCCGUCUCCUCCUCCUCCUCCUCCGAACCUCUGCUCAACCCAAUACCCAAAUCCAAACCCAAAGCCAACUCCAAAUCCAACCCCAAAUCCAACCCCCAAUCCAAAUUCACAUCGAAACCCCAAGCCUCCGUAUCCAAACCAGUCGAGCCCAAGAAGAAGAAGAAGAAACCCAAAGGCGGCGACGAGUUUGCAGACCUCUUCAGCUCCCUCUUGUAA
Molecule: messenger RNA, 939 nt
Organism: Verticillium dahliae VdLs.17
Lineage: Eukaryota; Fungi; Ascomycota; Sordariomycetes; Glomerellales; Plectosphaerellaceae
Exons: 1
Coding region: 1-939 (312 amino acids)
Biological process (GO): maturation of 5.8S rRNA from tricistronic rRNA transcript (SSU-rRNA, 5.8S rRNA, LSU-rRNA); nuclear-transcribed mRNA catabolic process, RNase MRP-dependent
Cellular component (GO): ribonuclease MRP complex
Molecular function (GO): rRNA primary transcript binding
Source: RefSeq, a predicted model, not a curated record